This is a messenger RNA of Bactrocera dorsalis (oriental fruit fly), 877 nucleotides long. RefSeq names its product claw keratin. NCBI's taxonomy places the organism in Eukaryota, Metazoa, Arthropoda, Insecta, Diptera, Tephritidae. Bases 247 to 768 code for a protein of 173 amino acids. The record is from RefSeq and is a predicted model, not a curated record. The transcript has 2 exons.
UAUUCGUUGAUCUCCACUUCUGUACGAGACCUAUUCAAGCCCGUUCAAUAUUAACCGAAAUCAUGAUAGUUGGUUUUUGUUCAGAAAACAGGAAUUUUUUUAGCUUUAACUUAUUUCGGAAUUUCCCUCCGUUAUGCGCUCGCAGCAUCAGCUUCAUCGUUUAUAAAAGUCCAUACACAUUUUGUAUGCUGUUUAGUUAUAAUUUUGGUGGUUCGUGAAGUAGUUUUGUGUGUGACUCAAUUAAUCAUGAGAAAUUUCAGAAUUUCCAGCUUUGCCGCAUUGUUGUUCCUUGGCUUAUUCGCUACACCCACAAGAGCACAUUUCAAGAAGUUUAAAGGCUUUGGCGGCGGUUUCGGUGGUGGCUUCGGCGGUGGUUAUAGUGGUGCUUAUGCCACCAGUAGCGUUGUGAAUAACUAUCAAGUGGCGCCUGUUCCAGUGGCUGUGCCAGUUUCAAUACCCCAACCCGUUCCUGUACCAGUUUCGAUACCCCAACCUGUUCCUGUACCUAUUACGAAAGUAGUGCCAGUCCCAGUGCCAGUAGCCCAGCCCGUUUGGCCCAGCAGUGGUUGGGAGGGUGGCUACGGUGGUUAUGGCGGUGGUUAUGGUGGUGGUGGCAGCUUUGCCAGCGCAUCCGCAUCUGCAUCGGCAUCCAGCUUCGGUGGCGGCUAUGGCGGUGGCUUGGGAGGUCUUGGUGGUUUCGGAGGACCCGGUUUUGGUGGCUUCGGCAAACAUGGUUUCGGUGGCUUUGGCGCAUGGAAGCGUCGUUAAUUUUUACUAACUAAAAUUUCGUUAUAGUGUUUUACUUAUAAUAAUUAUUUUGUAUAUUUAAUUGUUAAAUACAUUUAUUUAAAGAUUUAAAGAUAGUUGUGCUUAUUUC